CUUCCGCUUUUUUGGGGACCACACUCGGGACUUCAAGCUGCUCUCCAAGAUGUCUUCCCCCUAUUCGGUCACCAGCCUGUGCUACAGUCCAGACACGUGUGAGCUGAUUUCUGGAGCCAUCGGAGUGGUGGCUUUUUGGGCCUUGUUGAUGUUGGAGGUUCCCUCCAUGAGUGUCACGCAGGAGGUGUGUGUGGCGACUGGCGAGUUUGUGCACUUUCUGAAGGUGGAGCCGGAGCGGAGGAUGCUGGUGGCCCUUUGCGAGAACGUCAUUCGGGUGUAUGACUACCAGACCAAAGCCCAGAUCCGCACCUUCCAGAUGAGCCAGGGGGUCUCUCUCACCUGCUGCGCUGCCCAUUGGCCCCAGAGCUUCCUCUACACAGGAGACCUGGCUGGGGACGUCAAGGUCUGGAACUUUGACACGGGUACCCGUGUCAGGGACUUCAAGGCCCACCAGAGUGCCAUCAGCAACGUAAUCGUCCGGAUGGCCGUGCACAGCUUCAUGACUGCCUCCUUGGAUGGGAAGCUGAAGGAGUGGAACCUGACGACCUGCGAGCUUCUCCGGCGGGUGGACAUUGGGGAGGAGGUCUUCCAGAUGCAGUUCCUCAACGAGGAGACUUUCUUCCUCCGCACCCAGUACACCUUCUCCAUCCGUAUGGUCAACAAUUUCUACCAGCUCUUCAGCAGGAGCAAGUCCUCCCUCAAGAGGCUGGUGCGUGUGCAAUGUGGGCCAGACACAGCCCGCCUCCUGGCCACCACGGAAGACGGGGUCGUCCGGUUCUUGUCCCCUGUGACGGGAGAAAUGCUGUUCGUUACCUGGCCCUUCCAGCUGCUGGAAAAAGCCCUGGAUUAUGUUUAUGACCCAGAUCGAGAGGAGCUCCUGGUGACAAUGGGCACGAGUGACAUCUACGUGCUGGACACCACUAAGAACCCUUGCCCAGCCAAGUACAUUUUGCACACGACGGACAGCAUGGACGACAAGGUCCUGUGCUUGGCGUACAGCCGCCUGGACCUGGAUGGCCGGGCCACCAGCUUCAUCUUCAGCGGGUUCAAGAGUGGCAAAGUGCGCUCGGUCACUCAGCAGCUGUACCGAAUGGGCAGCCGCAAACUGCACGAUGGCAACGUGGUGGCCCUCAGCAGCCUCUCGGGCUCAGGGCACCUGCCGUACCACUCACGGGAAGCCUCCUUCCUCUGCUCCUACGGGCUCGAUGAAUACAUCAUCCUCUCGGAAGUGAUCUUGAAGAAGAACAGCCUGCUGGAGGUGCUCCCCCUGGUGGUCAUCCCCAGCACCAACUGCAGGAUCAACAUCCUCCUGCUCAUCCCCGGGUACAUCUGUGCCUUGACGGACCAGAACCGAGUCCGGCUGUGGCGCCAGGCAGCCCUGGUUCCUGGCGCGAAGAACCCCUUCUGGAAUGAGACGGCAGCCAUGCACUCGAGCACCAUCACCUCUUUCGACUACUGCCACGCCCUGGGCCUCCUGGUGACCGGGGGCUCCGACGGCUCCGUCCGCAUUUGGGACCUCCUGGGGAAAAUGCUGGUGGACUUUGACACCACCCUCAAGUUCAGCCGCGUCUGUUUUGCCAACCAACGGGGGGACCUGGUGGUGGGCUGCAGCACGGACAUCUACUUCAUCUCCUGCGUCACGUACCUGCCAAGGAAGCCCCUCGCCAGGCUCUUGACCCAGCGUGUAAGGGAUGACGCAGUUGAGCGUCCACUGCCCUUCCUCCCCCGCUUCCUUCUUACCUUCGACAUCGUUUUUGUGCCCAAGUACCUGCAGGUGGGCAAGCAGGCCAAGAAGUUUGAGCGGAUGGAGCCCCUCACCAACCACAAGGAGGUCGUGAUGGAGAAGAAUGUGGCCGUGGUGGUGGAGUUCGUCGGCAGGGAUGGGGGCGUCUUUCCCGGCCCCGAUUUCUAUGGGCUGCCCCCACCGCCCCCCAAGGAAACCCUGCCGGAGUUUGCGGUGGAGUACCAGCUCAUUUCGCAGCCCGCUCUCAGGCUUUCCUUGGAGAAGAAGCUGGCCCCCCCACCGCCUUACCGUGGCCUCCCACGGAUGGUGCAGCAGCUGCCCUUGCUCCAGACCAUCCGCUUCCAGCAAGGGCACUCCUGGCCGAUUGCUCCCGACGGCUACGUCCCCAACUCAGUCAUCCGGGCUCACCUCUUCCCCAAGGGGACUCCCCCGGACCUCUGGUGCCCCUUGCUGCCAACCCGGGACCCCCUGCCCAGGAGGAAGCUGGUCAAGGUCCAGAUGCCGGAGUGGGACACGUCCGAGCUGAUGGAGAAGGCGCGGAAGAAAAAGGCCCAGAAGAUGAAGCAGACGCCCUCGGGCACCAGGUCCCACCGGGACCUCUUGGCGGAGAUCAUGAACAAGCGCUGGCUGAGGCACAAGCCCAGCGACACCACCCUGCCCGCCAUCAUGAAAGCCAUCCUCAACCUCAUGGACGACGUCCCCUACUCCACCUACCUGCUCUGCACCUCCGCGCUGGUGCAGCUCUCCGAGUCCUACGCGCUGCCCGCCAGCAUACAGGAAGCGGCCUUUGAGCGUCUCAUCCAGGACACCACCCACAAGGAGGUGAGGAUGCGGCUGGCGGCCUGGGAGGCCUUGGGGAAGAUGGACCUCCUGGGUGAACAAGAGGUGGUGCCCCUGGCCCAGGCCCUGAUGGACGAGAACAAGACAGGGUGCUGAGCCAGAAAGAAAGAGCCGCCUUUCCUCGCAGAGUCCGAGCGGCUGGCAUCGUGGCCAGCUCGAAGGAUGAAGCCAUCUACGCCUUGACGGAGGGCACCGAAAGGCUGAUGACCUGCGUGGAGAAUCAGCUGACAGCCAACCUCUUCCUCAUGUCUGAGUAUCCCUUGCCAGAGGCCCAGUUCUUGGGGCACCCUGCCUCUCCCCGGCACAGGCGCAUCUCUGGAAAACUGGCCGAGGAGUACGGAGAGCCGGAAGGGCUAGAGGCAGGCCAGGCCCGGUGGAUGGGGGUCUUUGGCCGCUCGGGAAGAAAAGAGGUCGAGGCUCGAGCUGUCACCGAGGGGGCCAAGCAGCCCUCCCCCAGGAAGCUGCCGCGCAUCCAGCAGGCCCGAGGGAAGGGGGUCGCCAUGGCGCCAUUCCCUGAAGCCCCAGAGAGCAGCAGCAGCCCCAGCCGGCACGCCACCAGCGCCAGCGGCUCCCCCACCACCAGCAGCGGCAGCUCCGGCACAAGAGAGCUGCGGGCCGCCAAGAAGGCGCAGCGUGAAAAGGAGAAGCUGCGGCAGGCCAGGGCCCCGCCCUCCGCUCCCCAGGAGGUCCACAGGCUCAGGAAGCUGCGGAAGCGGGCCCAGCCGAUUCUCCUGCAGCGCCGGGACACCCGCACGCAGCUCUACUCGGAGAUGCUGAAGAGCACGAAGGUCCGGAAGGAAACGUCGGCACCGUCGGCAGUGGUGCCUCCGGCGAAACCCAAGGCCGGCGGCAGCCUCAUACAGGCCAAACCCAGUCCUGUGGAGCCACCCACACUGCCCCCGGGCCCCCCGGGUCCCCCCGGGCCCCCAAGUGCCCCUUGGCCCCCCGGGCCCCCAAGUGCCCCUUGGGCCCCCGGGCCCCCAAGUGCCCCGGGCCCUCCCCCCAAAGGCAUCCUCAUCGACCCCAAGCAGCAGUAUGCGGCUGACAAGUCCAACUGGCGCACCGACCUCUACAAGCUGAUGAUGCUGCGCAUCUCCCCCUCGGUCGAAGGGCGCACUGUAGGGGAGGACUUCCUGGCCUCCGCCCAAAAGGCCCUCGCCGGCCAGAGGCUCUCCUGGGAGCUCCUGGCCGACCUCAGGCAGGCCCUGCUCAGCUCCCAGGAGAAGCUGAGCACAGAGCCCCCCGCCUGGAGGAAAUACAUGGAUGAUUUCGUCAAGCUCUCCCUGAAGGAGUCGUGGCUCCAGCCGUCGGAGGAGAGCUUGGAAGCCGUCUUGGCCGUGAGGACGGCUGAAGACAGGACCAGCAGCAGCUCGGAGCCGGAUGAGCCCAGCCAGGACGAGGCGGAGAAGGGGCCGCGGGGGAGAGCCACAGUGGCAAAGAAGAAGAGCCGCCGGCAUCGCGGAGCUAAAGUGGGAAAGCUGCUCCAAGGGGCCUCCGAAAAAGAAGCGAAGCCCGUAGCUAAGUUGUCUGAGAAAUGGGGUGCCAGGAUGGAAGAGUUUUCCAAAGGCAAGCAGGAGUCGGUGACCAGGGCCAGGGAGCAGGAGCUUGCUUGGAGCAGAGAGCAGGUGCCUGCCAGGGCAAAGGAGCGGGAUCGCCCCCUGGAGAAGGAGCCCUCCAGAGGCAGAGCACGGGGAGCAGCGUCCUGGAGGCGGAAGGAAGCGGAAGCUGCUGAAAGGGGAGGAAAAGAAGGGGCUGUGCAGAAGGAGGAAGGCUGGCCUGCAGGCGAGGAGGAGGAGGAGGAGGAGGAGGAGGAGGAAGCAGAGAGGGCCCAGGAGGAGCUGCCCAGCGUGGAAGAGCUGCCCCUCCCAGUGGGCUCCCAGAGGAUCCUGACCCGGCUGUCGGAGGACACGCUGACCAAGAUGAGGUGGGCUCCCAGAGGAUCCUGA
Molecule: messenger RNA, 4530 nt
Organism: Thamnophis sirtalis
Lineage: Eukaryota; Metazoa; Chordata; Lepidosauria; Squamata; Natricidae
Source: RefSeq, a predicted model, not a curated record